GAGUCUGUUGUUUACACAUAAGAAAUGUAUUGCACAAAAGAAGAGAAAAAAAAGGUCUCUUCUAUUCUAAUAUCAUAAACCUCUCAUAUGGUGAUGUGAGAUUGAGAAACAAUGGCACAUUCACUAUCUUCUAUAUCGGCUACAGCUAAUGUCACAGCUACUCUAUCGCGCUCUAUCCGAUUCAGCAACACACAAUGUUCUUAUCAAAGGCUUCCAAAUCCACAAGCUUGCAGUAACGCUUGCAAUGAAACUCAACAUACCAAUCUCAUCUCACGCAGAAACACUGCCUUGAUCCUGACAGGGGUAAUGCUGGGUGUGAAUGUGGUUGACCGGAGGGCGGAGGCAGCGGCAAGAAGACCGCCACCACCUCCACCGCAAGAGAAGAAGGACCCCAAUCUGAGUGGGGUUCAGGCAAAAGUGCUAGCUAGUAAAAAGAGAAAGGAAGCCCUUAAAGAAGCUACAGCUAAGCUAAGAGCGAAAGGGAAACCUGUUGACCAGCCACCACCUGAAUAAUUUAUGUGAAUCCCAAACUUUUUGAUGUUUUCGCAUUUCUUCCGUCCGAUAUUAUGUUAAUCCCCACCUGAAUAAAGAGUGCAUAUUUAUAUUAACAACUCUAAUAUUCGUUUGUGAAGUAAGAAAUAUGAUCAAGGCCAUGUGGCCAUUCUAUUGAUUGUACUCUAUUCUAUGAGUUAGCUAUGAGUACCAAGAGCCUAAUGCGAUUAGGGUUUUAUGAUU
This is a messenger RNA of Cucumis sativus (cucumber), 735 nucleotides long. RefSeq lists its product as uncharacterized. The coding region runs from base 112 to 513 and encodes 133 amino acids. The record is from RefSeq and is a predicted model, not a curated record. Lineage: Eukaryota; Viridiplantae; Streptophyta; Magnoliopsida; Cucurbitales; Cucurbitaceae. The transcript has 2 exons.